Mercenaria mercenaria is the source of this 1474-nucleotide messenger RNA. Its product is annotated as probable methyltransferase-like protein 24. The transcript has 6 exons. The coding region runs from base 214 to 1116 and encodes 300 amino acids. NCBI's taxonomy places the organism in Eukaryota, Metazoa, Mollusca, Bivalvia, Venerida, Veneridae. The record is from RefSeq and is a predicted model, not a curated record.
AGGUUUUUAUCACUCCUUAUCUAGACAACAUUGUAAUAUUGACUUAAGCGCAGAAAACUAAACAUUCCCUUUAUCAUUCAAGUAUUAGCUAUUUAUGUCACUUGUACAUCGUGUUAAGUCCAGUGUUUUGUGUUUAAUAUGAAACAAAAUCAGUUCUUCAAAACGUUUUAUGUGUAAUUGAAACAUGAACAGAAAUUCUUAGGAUACAUAAAAAUGAUGCAGCUAGGCAAACGACAUAUUAGUUUGUGCCUGGGACUACUUUUGGGAGUCAUAUUGUUAUAUUCCCUGUAUGAUGGUUCAGAUAAGCACGAGGAUAAAAAAGAUCACCCAGAAGUCAGAAUUAUAUGUAUGCCAGACGACUACAUUGAUACUCCGUUCAUCAAACAAGUUAGAAAGAAUGAAACGGUGAUCCUACCGGAAGUGGCGACGCUAGAAGCACUGUCUGGAGAGGAACUUGCAGUAUUAUACCAUAGGUAUAUAGAAAACCUACAGUACAUGUGCAAACGGAAGGUUCGGCUUGGCCAAAUAGACGAUGGUGGAUGGGAUAUUUGUGAUGAAGACCGAUUCAGACUAACUGAAGAGUCUUGUAUCGUGUACUCAUUCGGAAUCAACAAUGAUUUCAGUUUUGAUGAAGCGGUGACCAAAUAUUAUGGUUGUGAAGUCCAUUCCUUUGAUCCAAGUAUGAAUAUGGACGAUUUUACUAAAGGAAAGAUACAUUUUCAUAACCUAGGAAUAUCUGCACGUGAUGAAGUGACAGACGACAAAUGGAACCUACUUAGAUACAACUCAAUACGGUCAAAACUAGGCCACAAAAAGAAUAUUUCAGUUUUGAAAAUGGACAUCGAAAUAUACGAAUGGGAAGUACUACCAGAUAUUAUCUCAACUGGCGACCUCGCCGGAACUUACAACCUCGUUGUGGAAUUUCACCUGGCUAUGAGCUCUCCUGAACAAGGGAAAGACAAAUAUCUUCCAGCAUUAAAACUUCUUAAGAGUUUGUAUGAUCAUGGAUACAGGAUAUUUUGGACACAUCAAAAUAAAUGGUGUCAGUUUGUGUCCAAGUGUAAACAAGAACUAAGAACAAAUUGUCACGAGGUCAAUUUUGUCAAAAUUAGGUAGCAGAAAACUUUUCUUCGCCACCUCUGAUCUCAGGAAGACGUAGUAGAAAAAAGAAUAAGCCGUGCUCCGUGAGAUUUCAAUCGCAGGCUCAACAGAUAUCUAGAAAAGGAAUGAGAUAGACUCUGUCGUUCGUUUGAUUUGAGAUGCAGGAUCGAAAUACUGUGUUUUGUUUUGUUCUUUUAUAUGUUUUCGAGCAAUGGCUUAUAGAGCUCUAUAUGUGUAAUUCAGUGUAAUAUGUAUUUUUUGCUGACAUGACAAAUGAUAAAGUGGUUCAGCAAUGUCGAUUCACAUAAGACUCUACUCUGUAACAAUUUUGUCAAAAAUGCAAAUCCAUCACCAAAAAAAUGUCUGGAUCUUC